Molecule: messenger RNA, 2010 nt
Organism: Babesia bovis T2Bo
Lineage: Eukaryota; Apicomplexa; Aconoidasida; Piroplasmida; Babesiidae
Product: Cyclophilin type peptidyl-prolyl cis-trans isomerase/CLD family protein
Exons: 8
Coding region: 146-1990 (614 amino acids)
Biological process (GO): protein peptidyl-prolyl isomerization; protein folding
Molecular function (GO): peptidyl-prolyl cis-trans isomerase activity; protein binding
Source: RefSeq, a predicted model, not a curated record
UUAUUCUUAUUUCCAGAUUUAUGUAAAUUAUUAAAGUGUUGUGAAUAUAUUGUCGAUUUUCCUUAAAACCCAUUGGCCUUUGGUACCUAUCUCAUUGACUAAUUGACAAGAUUUCUAUACGUUAAACGUAUAUUAUUAUGCAAUAAUGAGUGAUCAUUCAUCACCCGAUCACAGCAGUAGUGAGGAGGAAUUUGGUCCUCAACCUAUUGUUGAUACAUCGAGUACAACCAAGAAAAGAAAAGUCGAUUUUAACGAUUCGUUAUAUUUGCAAAAUAUACCUUCCGCCACCCGUUAUGAACGUAGCUUUGGGCAUAAAGCAAAUGUAAGGCAUGUGGUUGCAAGCGCAUCGACUAGGUAUAUUGCCACCGGAAGCGAUGAUGGUUACAUCAACUUCUGGUACUACGACACUGAUGGAGUACAAUUUGUAAAGCGUAUUGAAGCGCAUAAAGCGCGAAUCACACAUAUGAGGGCGUCACUCGACGGUCUUGUAUUAGGCAGUAUCGCUUUGGAUCGUAAAUAUAAUCACAUCGACUUUCCAUCAUUCGACGUUGUAACCAGGAUUAAUCUGGAGUUUGUACCACUAUGUUUUGAAUUUAUAACGACCUCCAGUUCACCGCAUACAAUACUCGCAAUAGCUUCUGCCGGUGAUAGUAAAGUCUAUAUCUACAAACCUUCUAUCAGCUCGAAACCUGAACGCAUAGUGUCAAUCAGUACGAAAGACAUACAUACCAUGGUCCAUAAUUCAAGGUAUGAUGUAUGCUUAGCUGCAAAUCGCCACGGUGACGUGGAUGUCUUUGAUGCAAAUACCUUUAAAUUCCCAUCAAAACAAUCGCAAUUACAAUUCCAGAUGAAAGGUGACACUGAUUUAUACGAAAUGCGUAAAGUUAGUACCCACGUAGUGUCAAUGGCUAUAUCGCCCAAUGGAGAAUUCACUGCAAUGCAUUGCCACGACGGAAUGAUUCGGUUAUACCGUUUCGUAACUAUGAAACUAAUAAGGGUUUAUGACGAGAGCGCUUUAAUGUAUUCAGCUGCACAGAGUGAUCCGAAUGCAUCGUCAUUACACCUGGAAUCUGUAGAUUUUUUAAAACGCAGGGCACAGGAGAUUGAGUUAGCCAAAUUGGGUACGGAGCAGGGUGAAUAUAGUGGAAUGACUUUUGAUUCGUCCUCUAACUAUUUAAUAUACCCCUGCUUACUAGGGAUUAAGGUGGUUAAUAUCCAUACAAACAAUUUGGUGCGCCUCAUUGGAAGGUCAGAGUUGUCAAUCAGGUUUUUGAAAGUCGCUCUCCUGCAGAAUAUAUCGAAUAAAGGGCACAUAUCUUCAUCACGUUCCGAGAGUAAGGACGUGAUGGACCCAAUUAUUCUGGCCACUGGAUAUCAAAAGCAGAAACUUUAUGUAUUUAGCAAUAGGGAGCCAACUGAAGAAAGUUUAGAGACACGUGAUGUAGGCGCCCAUGUGGACCCGAGUACAGGUCAACUAACAACUAAAGGGAUAUCGUCCACACAUAUAGGUGAACGACUAGCACGUGAGGCUAUUAUCCAUACAAACAUGGGUGAUAUUCAUGUGCGACUGUUCUACAAGGACUGUAGUAAAACGGUAGAAAACUUUACCGUCCAUGCGCUGAAUGGAUAUUACAAUAAUUGCACAUUCCACCGUGUUAUUCCAAAUUUCAUGAUACAAGGAGGUGAUCCUAGCGGAGACGGUACCGGAGGGGAAUCCAUUUGGGGUAAUGAAUUUGAAGACGAAAUAGUACCACACUUGAAGCACGACAGACCUUUUACCCUCUCAAUGGCAAAUGCUGGACCAAAUACCAAUGGAUCGCAAUUCUUCAUCACAACGGUGCUAUGUCCGUGGUUAGAUGGGAAACAUACAGUAUUUGGCAGGGUCAUAUCAGGAACAGAUAUAGUACAGGCAAUAGAACAGGUACCGACGAAUAGCGACGACAAACCGCUCAAAGACGUGAAUAUUAUCAACGUCAAACCAAUAUUUUAAUGUUACAGAAUGCCUAAGUU